Molecule: messenger RNA, 1791 nt
Organism: Ramularia collo-cygni
Lineage: Eukaryota; Fungi; Ascomycota; Dothideomycetes; Mycosphaerellales; Mycosphaerellaceae
Product: related to Na+/H+ antiporter
Exons: 2
Coding region: 1-1791 (596 amino acids)
Biological process (GO): proton transmembrane transport
Cellular component (GO): membrane
Molecular function (GO): antiporter activity
Source: RefSeq, a predicted model, not a curated record
AUGGCGACGACAGAAGCAGCCUUGGCUUAUCACGAGCCAGGUAUCGUCACAAUCCUAAUACUCUCUUCAUUUUUGAUAUUGGCGAACGCACUCAAUUGGGCUUUAGACAAACUACUGUACUGUGGCCUUCUCGGCCAGAUCGCCAUUGGGAUCGCAUGGGGCACGCCAGGUGCCAAUUGGCUGUCUGAAGAUGUGCAAAGUACUGUGAUGCAAGUAGGAUACUUGGGGUUGAUCCUGAUCGUCAUGGAAGGCGGCCUCGCCACCAACUUGAAGACUCUCAAAUCCAACUUACCGCUCUCAUGCCUAGUCGCUUCUAUUGGAGUGAGUGCACCUAUUGGCAUUUCCUUUGUCCUCUUGGGUUUGGUAGAGGGCAGUACACCCGUGCAGGCAUUCGCCRCCGGAGCUGCACUUUGUUCGACAUCACUUGGGACGACGUUUACGAUUCUCUCCACGAGUGGGCUCAGCGCAAGUCGGCUGGGUGUUGUACUGUCCAGCGCUGCCAUGAUGGACGACAUUGUUGGUCUGGUCAUGAGUGGCAUAAUCUCCAGGCUGGGGGAGAAUUCCGGAGGCUUUCAAGCGACUACUGUCAUCCGACCGGUAUUCGUGUCGAUUGCAUUCGCGAUAAUUUUGCCUUUGAUAUGCAUGUUUAUCGUCCGGCCCACGACGAAGUGGUGCUACAAUAGCCUGGCGAAAAGUCCAGGCUCUCAGACACAUCGACUGUUAACUACAGAGUAUGCUGCGAUAAUACUGCAUACGUUAGUGCUAUCAGUCCUCGUCGCUGCUGCCAGCUAUGCAGGAACCUCUGUUCUGUUCGCAGCGUACCUUGCCGGAGCGGUAAUCUCAUGGUGGGACACCCUUUGCGAAGACCUGCGGAAUGAGCGUUUGCCAAAAGACGGAAAGAAACCCGAACGCGAAGCCCAUGAUGCAUCUCAAGUAGCUGAGCACGACAACUCGAGCGAUGCAGUGCCGAAGAAGCACAACGAUGUCCAUGGUAUCAGCCAGAGCAGUAUCUCAACCCCAGAAGCCGAUGGCAAUGGCCCAUCUCAAGCCUUGGGAGUCUUUGCAGACUAUGACCACCUAAAAGGUACUCACAUAUUCGAGAAGUACUACGAGCCAGCACUCCGUACAGUCCUCAAGCCAUUCUUCUUCGCGUCAAUUGGAUUCGCCAUUCCAAUCACUCGGAUGUUUUCCGGUGCGGUGGUAUGGCGCGGAGUUGUCUAUACCAUCUUGAUGGUUUGGGCCAAACUGGUCUGUGGCAUCUGUUUGAUUCGCUUCACAAGCCCGGUUCUCCCCACGAGAGCGCUCCGGAAACUCAUACCCGCUCGCCUCUCCAGGCACGCAAUAUGGCCAUUCGGAGCCAGGCUACAAUUCUCAAACGAGCCAUCUCAGGCCGCUUCGCAAGUCACCGCCACACCGUCAGCGCCAGCGCCAACGUCGACGCCAACGCCACCCCAGCAAUCCACACAGAAGUCGAGGAAGGUACAGAUCCCCAAGCCAAUCUCUCUCUAUCCCGCCACCAUGCUCGGAAGUGCAAUGGUUGCAAGGGGUGAGAUCGGCUUUCUCAUAUCGAGCGUGGCAGAAAGCAAUGGUGUCUUUGGCACGCCCACAGCAGGUGGAUCGUCGGAGCUCUACCUCAUUGUGACCUGGGCUAUCCUGCUAUGCACUCUCAUCGGGCCCGUGGCGGUCGGUCUGAUGGCCAAACGUGUCAAGCGGCUACAAACCAAGGAAAGACAUGACUCUGCUGGCAGAACCGAUCCGUUGGGCAUUUGGGGCAUGCAGGGUGUUGAAUAG